CAUGCGUGCGCCGCUCGCACAUGCGCAGUCGCUCUCGUGUCGGUGAACGAGUGAGUGACGAAGAUGGCGUGCACCGUGACUCGCAGCUCCGCGCGCUGGAUCGCGACGGCUCUGUCCUCCUCCGGUCACAGACGGGCCUGCCCUCCUCUCCUGUCCAGCGCUGUCCAGAGCCUCUCGACGCUGUCGGGCCGCCGGGUGUGGACCGCGGUGACACUGAGAGGCCCGACGGCGGUGAGCCCUUGUUCUCGUGUGGUGUGUAAGAUGUCGUUUCACACCAGCUGUCCUGCCAGAAAACAGGACUUCUACCAGAUCCUAGGAGUCCCACGCUCAGCCACGCAAAAGGAGAUUAAGAAAGCUUAUUACCAGAUGGCGAAGAAGUAUCACCCCGACACUAACAAAGACGACCCUCAGGCGAAGGAGAAGUUUGCACAGCUAGCUGAGGCCUAUGAGGUGCUCAGUGACGAGGGGAAGAGGAAACAGUACGACACGUACGGCUCUGCUGGGUUUGAUGCAGGACAGGCCGGCGCGGGACAUCAGCAGUACUGGAGCGGAGGGAGCAGUAUCGACCCUGAGGAGCUUUUCCGCAAGAUCUUUGGCGAGUUCUCCGGAGCUCGAGGCUUUGGGGAUUUCAACGCCGUCUUCAAUCAGCCACAAGAGUAUGUGAUGGAGCUCACGUUCGCUCAGGCUGCCAAAGGAGUGAACAAGGAGAUGACGGUGCACCUCGAGGACACGUGUCAGCGCUGCGGUGGCAGAGGCCAUGAGCCCGGGUCCAAGGUCCAGCACUGCGGCAGCUGCAACGGGACGGGGAUGGAGACGGUGAACACGGGGCCCUUCGUGAUGCGCUCCACCUGUCGGCGCUGUGGCGGGAGGGGCUCGGUCAUCACCUCGCCCUGUACGGCGUGUCGGGGCACGGGACAGACCAAACAGAGGAGGACCGUCACGGUGCCUGUUCCUGCUGGAAUCGAGGACGGGCAGACGGUGCGAAUGCCUGUGGGGAAGAAAGAGAUCUUCAUUACGUUCAGAGUCCAGAAGAGUCUGAUCUUCAGGAGAGACGGCGCUGACAUCCACUCUGAUGUCAUGAUCUCUGUGGCUCAGGCCAUACUGGGCGGCACGGUCAGAGCACAAGGACUCGACGAGAACAUCAAUCUCUCGAUCCCAUCUGGGAUCCAGGCCGACCAGAGGAUCCGGCUCUCUGGGAAAGGUAUUCCCCGGGUCAGCGGCUACGGUUAUGGUGACCACUACGUCCACGUCAAGAUCAAAAUCCCAAAGAUGUUGACAGACCGGCAGCGAGCCCUCAUGAUGAGUUUCGCGGAGGACGAGAGCGAUGUGGAGGGAACGGUCAAUGGAGUGAGCAGCUCAUCCGCAGGAGCGGCCAGUGAUCACACCGGCACGGGGCACAAACAGAAAGACCAAGGCUUUUUCUCCAAAUUAAAGAAAAUGUUUAGCUCCACCUGACAGCCACAAACCAGGUAAAAGAUCCAGUGGAAACUGAGACUCUAGUGGAGAUUCAGAUUCACAGUGAACCUGAUGGACACAGAAGACAAGGAAGCGAGACUUCUGCUGUGGAC
Molecule: messenger RNA, 1568 nt
Organism: Carassius carassius (crucian carp)
Lineage: Eukaryota; Metazoa; Chordata; Actinopteri; Cypriniformes; Cyprinidae
Gene: dnaja3a
Product: DnaJ heat shock protein family (Hsp40) member A3a
Exons: 12
Coding region: 64-1455 (463 amino acids)
Biological process (GO): response to heat; protein folding; negative regulation of apoptotic process
Cellular component (GO): mitochondrion
Molecular function (GO): ATP binding; protein kinase binding; heat shock protein binding
Source: RefSeq, a predicted model, not a curated record